Molecule: messenger RNA, 1749 nt
Organism: Astyanax mexicanus (Mexican tetra)
Lineage: Eukaryota; Metazoa; Chordata; Actinopteri; Characiformes; Acestrorhamphidae
Product: proteoglycan 4-like
Exons: 3
Coding region: 1-1749 (582 amino acids)
Source: RefSeq, a predicted model, not a curated record
AUGGAGGAUCAACAAACAACCAGAGAGAAUCAGGAGGACGACAGGAGAGAAGUGAAGGAGCCCGGCCCUCGACCCGUCGCUUUCAUGAGCCGAAAUACUGAUUUCAGGUUUUGGACGCACCACCCUGUCCCAAAUACCCAGCACCACCCGAAUUACCACUGCUCCCCGCACCACCCGAAUUACCACUGCUCCCCGCACCACCCGAAUUACCACUGCUCCCCGCACCACCCGAAUUACCACUGCUCCCCACACCACCCGAAUUACCACUGCUCCCCGCACCACCCGAAUUACCACUGCUCCCCAGCACCACCCUGUCCCAAAUACCCCGCACCCCCCUGUCCCAAAUACCCUACACCACCUGAAUUACCACUGCUCCCCACACCACCGUCCCAAAUACCCUGCACCACCCUGUCCCAAAUACCCUGCACCACCCGAAUUACCACUGCUCCCCACACCACCCGAAUUACCACUGCUCCCCACCACCACCCUGUCCCAAAUACCCCGCACCCCCCUGUCCCAAAUACCCUGCACCACCUGAAUUACCACUGCUCCCCACACCACCCGAAUUACCACUGCUCCCCGCACCACCCGAAUUACCACUGCUCCCCGCACCACCCGAAUUACCACUGCUCCCCACACCACCCGAAUUACCACUGCUCCCCGCACCACCCGAAUUACCACUGCUCCCCAGCACCACCCUGUCCCAAAUACCCCGCACCCCCCUGUCCCAAAUACCCUACACCACCUGAAUUACCACUGCUCCCCACACCACCGUCCCAAAUACCCUGCACCACCCUGUCCCAAAUACCCUGCACCACCCGAAUUACCACUGCUCCCCACACCACCCGAAUUACCACUGCUCCCCACCACCACCCUGUCCCAAAUACCCCGCACCCCCCUGUCCCAAAUACCCUGCACCACCUGAAUUACCACUGCUCCCCAGCACCACCCUGUCCCAAAUACCCAGCACCACCCGAAUUACCACUGCUCCCCAGCACCACCCUGUCCCAAAUACCCAGCACCACCCGAAUUACCACUGCUCCCCAGCACCACCCUGUCCCAAAUACCCGCACCACCCUGUCCCAAAUACCCCGCACCCCCCUGUCCCAAAUACCCUGCACCACCCAAAUUACCACUGCUCCCCACACCACCGUACCAAAUACCCUGCACCACCCUGUCCCAAAUACCCUGCACCACCCGAAUUACCACUGCUCCCCAAACCACCCGAAUUACCACUGCUCCCCACCACCACCCUGUCCCAAAUACCCCGCACCCCCCUGUCCCAAAUACCCUGCACCACCCGAAUUACCACUGCUCCCCAGCACCACCGUCCCAAAUACCCUGCACCACCCUGUCCCAAAUACCCUGCACCACCCGAAUUACCACUGCUCCCCACACCACCCGAAUUACCACUGCUCCCCACCACCACCCUGUCCCAAAUACCCCGCACCCCCCUGUCCCAAAUACCCUGCACCACCCGAAUUACCACUGCUCCCCAGCACCACCCUGUCCCAAAUACCCGCACCACCCUGUUCCAAAUACCCCGCACCCCCCUGUCCCAAAUACCCUGCACCACCCUGUCCCAAAUACCCCGCACCACCCUGUCCCAAAUACCCCGCACCACCCUGUCCCAAAUACCUUACACAACCCAAAUUACCGCUUCUCCCCACACCACCCUGUCCCAAAUACCCUGCACCACCCUGUCCCAAAUACCCCGUCCAGUUUAAUUUUAGGCUUAGUCACUGUUAA